GCGAACAGGAAGGUCUAACAUGGUUUGAAUUACAAAAUGAUUUUGUGUGUGAUUUUUUUGUGUUUGUGCGCAACGGGAACUGUUUUCGGAUCGCCUAAUUCCCUGAAAGAUCCGUACAUAUGUGGAUCACCGACAUGUGCCGAGCCAGAGAAGUUUAAGUAUUUACUAGAUGUAAUUUACCACUAUGAGUACAAAGUUAAUGUUGAGACAUACUUUGCUGGCUCCAGUAACAACCGCUCCACAUUGGAUGUUAGGGCUGUGCCUAAAAUUCAAUUUAUAACACCAUGUGAGGGUCUUCUGCAGCUGACAGAUGUCACCUUAAUAGAUCAAGAUGAGAAUUACCCUGUGGAAAGAGCUGAAAAGUUCAUUCAUGCUGUUUCACUUUUUGAUUUGCGUUUCGCAUUCCACGAUGGUGUCGUGUCGGAGAUAUGUCCGGAGCCAGCGGAGGAGGACUGGGUACUCAACUUCAAGAGAGCCAUCUUGACACUCUUUCAGAACACCAUGAAGAGAUUUGAUAUCAACUUCAAAGGAGUUGAGCAAGACAUCCACGGCACAUGCAACGUAGACUACACGGUCCGCGGCCAAGAGAAUACGAGCCUUAUCCUAGUGAAAACAAGGGAUCUUUCACAAUGUACCAACCGAUACAAGUAUAUGUCUAUACUGCAAACUGUGAGAUAUGACUUUCAGAGUAAAUUCCAAACAUGGCCCGUAUUAAAAUCGGAAAGCAAGUGCCGUAUCACGGUAGACCAUCACAUUUACAAGGCAGUCACCUGCCGCGAGAGACAUCUCUUCGAGCCGUUCUCUGGGAAGAACUCGGGCGCUAUGACCACUGUGGUACAAGAUCUGGUGUUAAUGAGGGAAGUUAAUAAGACGGAUACUGAAGUCAUUGAAUCACAGCCUAAAGCCUGGGUAGUGAUACCUCGUCGCUCGAACUUGUUGCAUCAUCACAUCGUCUACGUUGGAGAUGACACCGGAGGCCUCAAGUCUGCCAGAGAAGUGCUCAAGCUGUUAUGCAUGGUAAAAGAUACGACAACGGAGAACCACCAUUCUUUGAAUGUAGAUGAGAAUAUGGACAGUGGGUCGACGGUGGGUCUGUGGGGGCGACUCGUGAGGUCCGCGCGCCCCCUGCACUACCCCGCCCUCUCGCAGUUAUUGGCCCGCGCUCCUACUAUUUGUAAAUCUGCUACCAAACAUAUACUAGACGCUCUCCCCUACAUCGCCAGCCCCGGCUCUGUAGAACUCAUCAAAGACAUGAUCAUGAAGAACGCCGUCGAAGACGACACCAGGCAUGAAUGGCUUAUGUCCAUGGCUAUGAUACCACGACCAAAGAAACAGAUGUUGAACAGUAUGCUAGAAUUACUACAAAAACAAAAGAACGACAAAGUGAUCAGUUUCACCGUAUCGUCGAUGGUACAUUCGUAUUGCAAACAUAGCGGGAAGGAAUUACGAGAAUGCUGUGAAGAGGAUACUCCAAGAGCCAUCGCACUAGAAUUCGAGAACAUAGUCCAGGAGAUAUCUGCUAAAGGUGUUAUCAAAACCAGAGAGGACAGGAAUAAUAUCAUAAUAGCGAUCAAAGCUCUAGGCAACAUUGGUGGCUUUAAUAAGGAUUUUGCUGAUAAACUACUGAAUAUUAUCGGCGAUAGCUUAGUCCCUGUACCCGUUCGAUUGGCGGCCGUCGACGCCUUCAGACGGACGACUUGCGAUGAAACACGUGAAUACUUCUUAGAAACAUUCAGAGCAGACUACAUGAACCUAGAAGUACGUCUAGCUUCAUACGUACAAGUAAUGAAGUGUCCCGACCUAGGAACAUUGAGGAAGAUCUUCCACACACUGCAAGAUGAACCCGUAAACCAAGUAACAACAUUCGUUUGGAGCCACUUGAGGAAUCUUGCGGAAUCCUCUCUUCCAUCUCGAGUGGAGAUCCAGGGUCUACUAUCAGGAAACCAAAUCCCCCAUCUAGAAGACAGUCCAGACUUCAGAAUGUAUUCCAGAAACUACGAACAGGGAAUGUUCUUCGAUCAGUAUAACGCUGGUGGAAACUACGAAGCGAACGUCGUGUUCACACCGGAUUCGUACAUACCUAGGUCUUUCUCUCUCAAUCUCACUGUAGAUAUGUUCGGAGAGUCCAUCAAUUUAUUCGAGAUGAAAGCCCGAGGUGAAGGUUUCGAGCGAUACUUCGAAAGUUACUUCGGUAACAACGGUCCUUUAAACAAGAACAAACUGACGGAAAAGAUCAGCAACCUCCGAUUCUUCAGGUCUACCAACGAGGCUGAUGAAGUCAGGGAGAAGAUUGAUAACCUGGAAUACAAGAAUGAAGCGCUUAAACAUAGGUUCCCAAUGGCCGAGCUCGGGAUCAAAGUGUUUGGCAACGAAAUUUCCUACUGGAACGCAGAAGGUGACGAGGAGAUUAUGAAAUCAUUGGCAAGGCUCAAUCCACAGCUACGGGUAUUGGAGAUAUUGUCUGGAAAGGAAAUAUCGUACAACAAAGCCUCGCUAUUCUUGGACACGACCUUCUCCGUACCAACUGGUGCAGGUCUUCCGAUGAAUAUGAACCUAAUGGGCACCAGUUACGUCAAUACUAAGAUGUCUGGCACUGUUCUCGAUAACUAUCGGGAGUCUGGUAACUUGGACUUCGAAGGGAAAUUGAGACCAAGCGUCGCAGUAAACAUAGCAGCGACAAUGAGCGUGGACGCUGGGGGGUUAAGCUCCAGCGGCAUCAGGGUCAACUGGAGGCUCUACACCGCCACUGCAGUGGAAGCCAGGCUCACAGUCAGGGGAAUCGCUCUUCUGAAACUGGAUCUAUCACUGCCUAUUGAUAAACAGGAGAUUUUUGCUGCUAAAUCUGAACUGAUAAUCCUCCACGGUGAUAAGGAGCACCAACAACAAGGGCUGAACAAGAACAGAAUAGAACAGAACACGUGCAGCUGGUCUACUUUCGAUAAGUCUAUUGGUAUCAAGAUGUGCGCUUCCUAUCAGUUCCCCAACAUGACGAAUCUCCGUAAUGCCCCCUACUUCCUAAUGAGUGGACCGGCUAAAUACAUCCUCUCCCUUGAGAAAGCAGAUCCUACGGCCAAGACAUACGCCAUAGAGUAUCGUUGGGACAAAAAUGCGACUGGCAAUGUUGUUAGCUUCUCCUUUGACACGCCUGACAGUAAGGAAAAACGAAUGAUAAACGCGGUCCUAUCGAUCUCAAAUACAUCUAGCACUGCGUUAUUAACCCUCCAAUCAGAGAAGAGCACGUUAAAAGCUAAAGCGAUGUACAAGAACAAGCCUUAUGACAAAUCCUUGUCAGCCAGUCUCGACGUCGAUGGAAGGAAGCAGUUCGAUACUGUAAUGUCGGUGAAACGCCACGACAUUAAAUACGGCUUCGUUUGGAUACCCCACGCUUACUGGGUCGUCGAUAAUGAGCGUGUCGCUGAGUUGUCUGGUGUAAUAAAAGUAAAAACAAAAGGUAGCGUGACACAAAGCGAUAUAGAGGCAGAAUUCCAAACGAAACAACUAGCCAGCCAUCUCUUGGGCUACUACACCAUCAACGGACCUACGCACGGAACCAAAUUACAAUUUGAUUACCAAUUCUUUAAGAACCCCAAGCAAACUAUAAAGAUUGAAGGUAUAUACAGUGAGAAAACGGGAGGAUUCAGACACGAUCUCUAUGGAGAUUUGUCCAUGGCAUUCACAGCGUACCCGGAGUAUAAUUUCUAUACUGUUCUGAGGAAUAUUAAAACUCAAUCCCACGUGGACAUAGGAUUCAACGUUAGUGCGUCUCGCGAAAAGAAGUUGGAUCCAGCGUUUACGUUCAGUUUCCAACGAGCUGAGCACUUGACCGGGAUGAGGCUUGAUACGCGACUGACGUUACACCGACCAAGACUUAUUGAUACUAGGUUCCAGUUUGAAGGAAUUGGUCCAAAAUACACGGCCUUAGCUCUACUAAACUUCAACCCUAAAUCGCGUGAGAUUCUAGUCUCUGGCUACUUAUUCUUCCCGCCGGGAACCCAACUCUAUUUGGACGCCGAACUAAACAUGACACUGCCGACCUUGCACCCUUGUUCUAUAAAGACGAAGGUCCAUGAGAAGCAGCCUAAUGAUUUCCAAGUAAACGCAGCCGGCGUAUGGUUCACGGGGGUAGACUUCAACGUGGACGCGUCCUACCAGGACCAGUCUAAAACAAACAUGGCUUCACAUCAUCUGAAGGCGUUAAUCAGUAGCACGCACUUCAAGAACAUCGCCAUGGAUGGGCGGUUCACGCAGGAUAACCGACAGAUCACAUUUAUUGGACAGGGUGAAUACAACGACGAACACUACAGGACUUUGAUACGGUACAUUCUGCUAUCAGAGCAGAACUUCACGACGUAUGUAGAAGUGGACGUUGGCGGGAAAGCGUACAGCGUAAACCUGAAUGCGGAUCUUAGUAAUAAUACUAACGUCAAUAUGGAUAUACAUUUCGAUCAACUCCGUGACCUCCACUUUUCCUACCAACGUUGGGUGUCAGCGCGACAAAAGCGUCUAAGCGCUGCCUUCAACUGGGAUGCAAACCGCGAUCCGUCGCAGAAAGUCAGUAUAGAUGUACAACUGGACAAUAAGGGUACUUGGCACCACGGGGGUCAUGUCUCACUGUACUACCCGGGACGAAUGGUCAACGGAGAGUUCGAAUUUUUGUUGAGAGAUUGGUUCUGCCAAUGGCACAUACGUAUGGGCUGGUCGAGCGAGUCCAACAUUCUAUGGCGCGUUAAGAUGUACUCGGAGGCUCACAACGAAACCGUGUACGCUUUGCUCUCCAACAUGAACACGCCUUUUGCUGGAUGGAAAGAUACUAGUUUCAACGUUAUGUGGCGUUACCACGACAAUCUUCAAGCUCUAAACGGCAGUAUGAACUGGCAGGAAGACUAUUUAGCAUUUAGCUUACUAGCGGACUAUCUGUUCAAAACUAAUGAGUUUUAUGGAGAAAUCAACGCAGUAGUUAACUCCACUAUACCGACACUACCGAAGGCAGCCGCUAUAGCCAAACACAGGGUUAUAUGGAAGAAGAGCGCUGAUACCUUACUCAGUUUCCAGGCUGUUUCGUCAUCUACAAACCGCAUUUUUAAGAAACCCUUUUAA
Molecule: messenger RNA, 5097 nt
Organism: Spodoptera exigua (beet armyworm)
Lineage: Eukaryota; Metazoa; Arthropoda; Insecta; Lepidoptera; Noctuidae
Source: the annotation of a GenBank genome assembly